Scomber japonicus (chub mackerel) is the source of this 897-nucleotide messenger RNA. RefSeq names its product collectin-11-like. The transcript is spliced from 10 exons. The record is from RefSeq and is a predicted model, not a curated record. Lineage: Eukaryota; Metazoa; Chordata; Actinopteri; Scombriformes; Scombridae. The coding region runs from base 1 to 897 and encodes 298 amino acids.
AUGAGCAUCCCACUCACUGUUUACGAGACACUUGGACCCCCUGGUGAAAAAGGAGAACCAGGACCUAAAGGAGACCCGGGGCCUCUACGACUGAAAGGCGAAACCAACAACGACAUUUUCAUUGAGGGUCCUCCUGGUCCAAGGGGUCCACCUGGCCCACCUGGCCCAUCCGGUCCACCUGGUCCCGCUCAGUGCCCCAAGAACACAGGAACCAAGACCGUCAGAGAACGCACCCGCCAAACCAACAUAUUGAUGGAUUUAUUUACGUUCCUGACCAGCGAGGCCGUCAAUGAAACCAGAGCAGAAAACAUCAGCCGAUGGUCGAGUAACGAGUCUGAGUCUGUGUCAUUUGAUAAAGACUACAGCCACGACUCCUUGAAUGAUACCAACACAGAAAAUGUUACAGAGACAGCAAUAAAAUUAUCAGGCCCAAUUUCUGCAGACAAAAUCUAUGAUGCUUUCAAUGACAUCAAAACCACUAUUGAUACACUCAUGAAAAGUGAGUUGGUAUCACCUCGUCCCGACUACAGCGACAACACUUUGACUGAAACCAACGCAAACUAUGUCACAGAGGAAUCAGUUAACAUAUUAACAGUGUUACCAACACCACAUCCAGCUCAUGAUGGCAGAGAUGUCGUAAAUGUUACUGAGAUGGAAAAACUUCCAGACACAAAUUUGGAAACUGAGUCUGUGUCAUUUGAUAAAGACUACAGCCACGACUCCUUGAAUGAUACCAACACAGAAAAUGUGACAGAAGCGGCAAUAACAUUAUCAGGCCCAAUUUCUGCAGACAAAAUCUAUGAUGCUUUCAAUGGCAUCAAAACCACUAUUGAUACACUCAUGAAAAGUGGUAAGAAACUGUCAUAUUGUGUAUACUGUCACUGGUAUCAGUGUUGA